Molecule: messenger RNA, 1365 nt
Organism: Trypanosoma conorhini
Lineage: Eukaryota; Euglenozoa; Kinetoplastea; Trypanosomatida; Trypanosomatidae
Exons: 1
Coding region: 1-1365 (454 amino acids)
Source: RefSeq, a predicted model, not a curated record
AUGCGACGGUGCUUUACGACGCGGCUUACGUUUCAGCGCCUGCUCUGCGGCGACGCGUUGCCACUGAACGACGCCACGGCGGUGCAGGAGGCGGCGCUGGCCUUCCGCGCGCGCUACCCCGUUGUCCCGCUCCCCGUCCCCAUUGGGGCCGCCCUGGGUAGGAGCUACCUGCUGCAGGGCGAACCGAGACGGGCGGCGGCCCUGCUUGCCGCGCAUCCAUCGACACGGGCGCUUGCGGAGGCGACGCGGCAGCUGCUUACGCACGAGAGCAGCUUGGACGCGGAGGCACUUCUGCAGUUUGUUGACGCCGUCCGCCCCGUCUCCUCGGUGGUUGCGUGCGACUUUCUCGGCGUUUUUGCGGGGCGUCUGGCGAAGGCCGGGAAGGCGCAGGAUGUGAAGCAGCGGCUGAUGCGAGACGUGCGCGAGGUGCCGCACCUUGCCGGCUCCCUCCUUCGCCCCUUGACGGAGCUGAGCGACCCGGCCAGCGCGGAGGACAGGCGCGGCGUGACGGAGGCCGUGAACAUCGCCCUGACGCGGUCGUUCGUUAGCCCAAGGGACUACGGCCACGUGCUCCUGCUGCUCGCGCGCGGCGGCGAGCACCGCAAGGUGCUGGCCUUCUGGUCGUGGAUGCGGCACUCCUCGGCCCGGUGGGACCAAACGGCGGCCUCCGCCGUGAUUGUGUCGGCCUCGCUCUCGCGCAAAAUGAACGCCGCCAUUGCCGCCAUUCAGAGCUUGGCAGAGGCCAACGAAGACCCCACCAUCGAGGCGCAGCGGCAGUUUAUACAAUACUUGGCCUCCCGUUUUCCGCCCCUGUCGCGCUACGCAGAUCAACUCGUGACACACUGGCACACCGACGCGCAGUUGUGGACGACGGAAGCGCGGGUGGUGGGGGUGGAGCUGCUCUUCGCGUACUACCACGCCAAGGAGUACGAGCCGCUGCGGGAUUGGCUGAUUAGAGCCGCGACGAAGGCCGUCACAGAUGCGGCAAAGCAGUCCAUACUCCGAGUGAAGGGUAUACCCUACAUUAUGCGACAUUUUGCGUCGAACAUAGCUGAGGAGCCAUGGCUGCAGGAUUUUUAUCUUGCCGGGAUGCAGAUGGAAGACCUUGGCGAGCACCCGCAGCUUUUGGGGCUGCUGGCAAGUCUCGCGCGCCACACGAAGGCAGAGGAGGAAUUUCUAGACGCCAUCAAAGGCUUGAAGAUGAGUGUGGAGGCCUUUGAUGAGAUGGCAACAUUUGUGGCGGAUGACAUCUGCUUUAGAAAUGCGGAAAACACGCUGCAUUUUAUUCACAGCAUGGCGGAGGCGUUGUCGCAGCAGGUUCCCACGAAUGUGCGCGGCUGGCUGCAGCUUCUUGGGCAAAGAUAA